UAAAAGUGGCCGUUCUUCAAAAAAUGGAACAGUAAAUAAGUGUGUAGAUAUGGGUCGCCUGUUGAAAUUGUUUUGUUCAACAGCGCUAAUUGAAAAACGGGUACAUAUUGUGCGAUCAAUCGUACACUGUUUGUUUCCCAUUGCUGUGACAAUUUGUGUAAUAAACAUACCACAAAGCAUCGUUACGUUCAACUCAACAGAAAAUGAUGGAGAUAAUGUUAUUAUUCAGGAUGAUUUGGCUGAUUACUUCCCCGGUGAGCUGGUCAACAAAAUAUACUACGCCCCUCGAACCGAGUUGACCGAAACUCUCAUGGAAACCGUGCGGCAAAAGCUGUAUAUUGUAGACGAACGAGUGUUACCUUGUGCCACUGAUACUGAGAUGGAAUUUGCAUUGUUGGACAACCCGUACAUAUGUUUUGGAGUGAACUUCCAAAACAUAUCUGAAAAACGAUUGCAGUUCGUUAUACGUACGAAAAACAAUAACUUUCUCACGGAUAUCGUUUACUCGCAGGACGUAUUUUCGGUUUAUCAAAAACGCGACAACGAGUAUGUUGAGAGUGGCUUUCUAGCGCUCCAGAAUGCUAUCGACCAGUCGUACGUGUCGAUGCUGGCCAAGCAAAAUAAGAACAAUGACGUACCACGACUGCAGGUGGCUUAUGGGCACAUUCCCGUAGACAAUAAAAGGGGACCCCAGACGCCGGCACCAUCGAUUCAUCUCAUGACAGCCUUAGCUCUAGCAUUCUCAAUAAUGGCCACAUUCGCUUUGCUUCUUCCCAUGGUUGAAGAGCGCGCCAACGGUACGAGAGAGCAUUUGAAAAUCGCUUGUUCAGAAAGCUACUGGAAGGAAGCAGCACAGCUUGUUAUAAACUUCCCUCAGUGUUUUGUGAUUUUUUGGAUAUGCAUUGCAAUAGCCGCUGGAAACGGUUUUUGGGACGUGACUGCAGCACAAUGGGGGUACCUUAUAAUAUUCAGCAUUUUCACUAUGGUGAAUCUGAUUACCUUCACCUUCUUCCUCAGCACUACCCUAGAAUCAUCAACCGUGGCAACGGCAGUGGCGCCAAUCAUAUUUUUUGGACCAUAUUUUCUGUCAAUGUUGUCCAAAGAACUAGUUUCACUAUUUUGCCUGUUUCCCGUAGUCGGUUUAUGCUACGUAGGACUUAUAUUUGAUGUUUUUAAAUCAUCUGGCCAUUUGGUUCGAGCUAGUAAUCUAUUCACCGUGGGAUAUCCCGGGCUGGAUAAUAUAAGUUUGUUUCUUGUGUUGGUUUAUCAGCUGUUAGGAUUAAUACUUUGGCUGUUUCUAUGGUUCUACGUUUCGAAUGUGUGGCCCGGGCGGUAUGGCACUCCAAAGUCCAAAGGGUUUUUCCUUUCGAAAAGCUACUGGAUGUGUUGUAAUGAUGGGGUAAGAAAUACAAACAAAAUUAACGCAGAAAGCGAAAAAAAUUUGCAACGUAGCAAUUCAAGUCACAGCAAUGAGGUGGGCAACGAUGUUGAAAUGAGUCGUAUACCAUAUAUGGAUGAGGAACCUAACCAGAAUACAAUAGAAGAAUAUCGACUGCCCACCGAAGAAUCACCUACCACUGCAGAAGUGAAGAAUGUCCUAAGGAUUUCUAAUCUGAACAAAACCUACAAAGGUCGCACGGGAGGUGUCAAGGUAGCGGUUAGAGAUUUUUCACUCAAUUUGUAUAGCCGUAGUCUUACCGUACUCCUCGGACAUAACGGGGCAGGCAAGACCACGACGAUGAACAUCAUCACCGGACUAUUGCCAGCCACUUCUGGAACGAUCGCAGUGGAUGGAGAACAUAAUCCUAAUCGAUACCGUCAGAGAAUAGGCUUUUGUCCACAGCACAAUGUGCUGUUUUCGUUUCUAAACUGCCGGCAACAUUUAGAGUUUUUCGGUCGUUUGAGAGGUUUGAAUGAAGCCGAAGCACAGAAACAAGUACGGAACGUGCUGGAAAAAGUAAAUCUACUCGAUAAGAGUGAAUCGUUAGUACAUACGCUGUCCGGGGGCAUGAAGCGUCGGCUUUGUCUGGCAAAUGCUAUCAUAGGCAACACGAAGCUGCUUAUUUUGGAUGAGCCGACAUCCGGUUUGGAUCCCGAAUCGCGUCGUGACAUAUGGGACGCUUUGUUGAAAUUGCGCCAAGAUCAUACGAUUUUACUGACGACGCAUUUCAUGGAGGAAGCAGAUGUUCUGGCGGACUGGGUAGCGAUUAUGGAGCAUGGCACAUUGUUGGCUUCUGGAUCACCAUUGUAUUUAAAACGGGAGUACGGAAAAGGUUACACGUUAAAAGUAUGCAAGGGGAAGCAUUUUGACCAAGACAAAACCUGGAACGUGAUCCUAAACCACGUUCCAAACGCUGUCGCUCGUGAUUCGGUUCAAGAAAUAUUAGCCGUUACGUUGCCAUACGACGAUGUGGCCCAAUAUGCAGCUAUGCUGAAAGACCUAGAGGAGGAUAAGGCUAGUUUAGGCAUCGAAACGAUCGGCAUGGCCGAUGCAACACUCGAGGAAGUAUUCCUAAAUUCCUGCACCGUCAAAAAGGAAUUGCAACAUCACCAAGAAAGUGUCGAUGGUCCAAUGACGAGUGCAAGAAGCGAGAUAGAUCCAACGAAAGCUGAAACUUCGAGUGAAACCGGAAACACGAUCAAUGUUUACAGAGCGAUUUGGCGCAAAAAGUGGAUUCACAUGAAAAGAAACAUGCACAUUUACGCAUUCUUGCUAGCGCUACCACUGUUGGUGACACCAUGCUGUUUUUGGUUCACAUCCAGUACCAUCGAUGCUGCAAAAACCCUUCCAGCAGUAACGUUAGAUGCAGAGGCGAUCCACCAGGCGCGUGGAGUGUUUGUCGUCAAUCGCGCAGCUGAUAGCACUGGAAACCGCGCAUUCGGGAAGCUCGCAACUAUUCAAUCGGACUUUGAACGGUCCUCGAUUAAUGGCGUAAGGAUGGUGGUGAUGGAAAAUGUUUCCUUACAAGAUAUGUUACAGCAACAAAUCGCAGUCGACUACACAGAUUACCGCGAUCAGGUGGUGGUAGGAAUUGAAUGUAACGAUACCAGCGAUGACGUAGAAUGCCGGGUGCUGUACAACAAUAACCUCGUGCACAGCACAGGAAUUUCGGAAUCUGUUUUUACAACAUUAUGUCUGCGGUUCUAUGCCGACGUACCUGGUGCAACAGUCCAUACGGGCAAUAUUCCUUCAACGCGAAAACAGCUAAUAGACAUCAAGACGCCCUUCUACUUCACAGAGCUAAUCGCGAUAGCGUUCUUCAUCUAUAUGCUGAUAUAUCUGCUAAUGCCUUUGCAAGAAAAUUUGUCCGGCUUUCGGCAGCUUCAAAACAUAAAACGAAAGGUGUAUUUAAGCGGGACUUAUCUUUUUGACAUGGGUCUACAUACGCUAGUAUGUAUGGUAGUCAUCUUGCUCGUGAAUUUAAUGGAUCAUACAGAGGUGUUUGACAACAUGUCCAAGUUUGGUAUAUUUAGAGCCCUCUUAUUCUACGGCUACCGUGCGCUCAUAGUGAUUUACAUCAUCAGUAAGAGUGUGGAGAGCACCAACACUGCGAUCACAAUCAUGAGUUAUCUUAUGAUUGUCGGAGGUGCUGGUGUCUUGAUUUUCUGUAAUGGAUACGAAGAUAUCGAGAACAAUAUAAUCUGGAUUGCAAUAUUACAUCUCGUCCCCGAGUUUGCGCUGAAAUACUCGAUGCGUGUAGUGUAUGAAAAUCAAAAGGUUUUAACCUAUCAAAAAAUAGCUAUUCAGCAAAACAGGGAUAGUGCUGAUUCGGUCGCAAAUAAGUUGAUAUGUCUAGAAAGACUUUCAUUCGUAAUAAUUGUAUUAAUUGAACUGGUAGUGCUAACAUACCUCCUUUGUGAAGUAAUGGAAAACAAUUACAGAAGAGAACAGAUGAAAACAAGUAAAGAAUCAGCCAGAGAAAACAUCUGCAAAGCAUGCCGAAACAUUAGCCGUUCGACAUCGCGAGAAGAUGAACAAUCACGGAUCAACCGCCAUCCAGAAGUAGGUGGACGCGACGAAACCGACAGUCCAACAACACCCUCCACCGAUGACGUGGAUAAUGAAAUGCAAUUGGUAAACAAAUUGAUAAACACAAAGGAAAACAUUGAGCAGUACGCGAUCAUAGUGAAAGAUAUGAAGAGAUUGUACUCCCACCAUGAGGCAGUGAAAAGUGUCAGCUUUGCAGUGAAGAAGGGUGAAUGCUUCGGAUUACUCGGGAUGAACGGGGCCGGAAAGACGACUGUCUUCCAAAUGCUUUCACGCAAUCUACCAGCAUCUGAAGGGAAAAUUUUUCUGCAGGAUUGCGAGGCUGGUGAGGCGAACGCACUGAAAUAUCGUCACCAAUAUGGUUAUUGUCCGCAAUUCGAUGCUCUGCUCGAUUUUAUGACGGUGUUUGAAUUGAUCGAUUACUUUGCACAGCUUAAAGGAGUCAAGGCGCGCGUGGUUCUUAUAGAAAGCUGGCUGGUGCGGUUGGACAUCUUGCAGUACAAGGACCAUACAUUGAACGAGUGUUCGGGCGGCACCAAACGCAAGGUAAACACGAUACUGGCUCUGCUCGGAGGCCCACCGGUGGUACUGUUAGACGAACCCACCACCGGCGUUGAUCCAAAAUCGCGACAUUUCCUGUGGAAAACGAUCAAAACUAUUCAGCGCAAAAAUCAAACAAUAAUGCUAACGUCACACAGCAUGGAUGAAUGCGAGGAGCUUUGCAAUCGGCUCACUAUAAUGGUUGAUGGGCGUCUUCAAUGUGUCGGUACCAUUCCAGACUUAAAGCAACGGCUUGGGCAAGGCUAUAACUUAUGGAUAAAGCUGAAGAUCGUCUUAAGCGAUGCUAGCAAUGCAGAGACCGUCUCUAAUCCUAAACCCUUGAUUGAAGCGGUGAUAGAGGGUUGUAAAGCCUCACUGCAGGAAAAACAUCAGGGUUUGCUGAAAUUCAACGUAAGUCCAUCUCUCGAAUUAUCUGAACUGUUUCGUCAAGUCAUCGAGCUUGAAAAGAAACAUACACGAGAAAUCGAAAAUUAUUCGAUUUAUGAAUGUUCUUUGGAAGAGGUUUUUCUUCAUUUUCGACAAAGGAAAAAAAACACACACUUGCAAAUUGUGUAAUGAGUUUUAAAACAAUAGUUACAUCAGUUACCCGCUACAUUCGAAUAGCGUGUCCCUUACUUCGGGUCGUGAGCCGCCUGCUUUGAAUUGCGAACUGUUACCAUCGUAUACGGGCCACUGCGUACGUAUCAAAUGCAGUCUCCAUCGAAACGUAUCCCUCUACCAAAAUCCAUUAUAUUCGAUAGCUCUUGAUUACGGUAGAAUAUGCUAUCAAUAAAAAUUCAAUGGUAACCGCAAACGUUUCGACGGUAUCGGUAGGUCUGUGAUUCGUGCGUAUUGGCACGCAUACGAUGGUAAUGGUUCGUGAUUCAAAGCAGGCGGCACGCGUUUCGAAUGUAGCUAGGAAAAGGUGUGUUCACCUAAGAGCCACAAUUAGUACAGCACAGAGAUUUCUUCAACAGGAAUAAUAUUUACAACGCGCCCAUCCGAAUUCCAAAAUUGUUUAACUUCGAUCAGCAAAUGCAGGGUAAUAACCAAAGAUUAUUUAUAAUUUAACCUCAUAUGCUUCAGAAUAAUUUACAUCCAACACGAUUUAUUAAACGAGUGCGUUAUACAAAUUAAAGUUUUCUGUUUCUCGAAAAAUAAGUCAUCGAACUAUAUGCUUAUGGUUAAAAUCCCGUAUAAUUAACGAUAUUUACAGAGACAAUCAAGUGAUUGCCUCGCUUUCUGGGGAGCAAACUAUUGCUUAACCUCCAGUAUUGUGUUAUCGCACUCCAGCUUCAGUGACACAUUUUGGAAUGAAUAAAAUAUUUAAUAUAUUUAA
Anopheles moucheti is the source of this 5867-nucleotide messenger RNA. It is a transcript of the gene Eato, whose product is annotated as phospholipid-transporting ATPase ABCA1. Gene Ontology annotation, molecular function: ATP hydrolysis activity; lipid carrier activity; ABC-type transporter activity. The record is from RefSeq and is a predicted model, not a curated record. Gene Ontology annotation, biological process: lipid transport; transmembrane transport. Gene Ontology annotation, cellular component: membrane; intracellular membrane-bounded organelle. Bases 50 to 5104 code for a protein of 1684 amino acids. Lineage: Eukaryota; Metazoa; Arthropoda; Insecta; Diptera; Culicidae. The transcript has 7 exons.